AUACUCGUACACAUAUAGCGCAUGACAAAGCAGCAUACUGCUUCAUAUGACCUCGCUUGGGGGCGAAAUAUGCACUUAGCAUGGUUUCUUCGUGGCCUGGAGCGUCAUACGAUGCACCAAAAGUUCCAGAUUCUAAGAGUUUGACCAAGCUACGCAAGUUCCAGCAAGUAGUAAAUCAGCGUUUAGAUGAACUCUACGCAACGGGGUCAUUUGAAACUUUGAGUUCAUUUGCUUUACAAAGCAUAGAUGCCUUGGAUAAUCUCAAUGAAGGUGGAUACGCUCGAACAGCUCGAUCCAACUUCGACACCGGCAGUAAUUCCGGUGAAGAUGGGUCUCAUUAUUUGACUGAUGUAGGCACUGACAGUCUUGAACACAGUUUGAUGGAAGAUGACGAUCUGAUUCUUUCAUUGGCAUUCACUAAAUCAGUACAAGUCUACCAAUAUGAGUAUUCUAACAAUAGUGAUGUAGACCACCUGCUACUUUCUUAUGAUCUCUAUAAUACUCUGCAUCUGGCUCUAAUAGAUGCUUUAAUACACUUUGAAGCAUGGGAUCAUACCUAUGAGAAAAUAAUGGAGCUUGGGAUUAUACUGUAUCUGUUGAAAAUAGAGUUGCGUAAAGGACUGAGAAAACUUAAUGAAAGUUCAGGGUCUUCUACAUCAUGGUUUAGAGAAUCCCUGUUGAUUAACAUACUAGAAAAGCGUGGUAUUCGAUUAAAAGAUGUAGAGGAAGUUGGUGUGAAAGAUGUCCCUCCAUACGUUGUGAGGAUGUUCACCAAUGAACUACAGCUAGAACUUUGGUCCAGAGUUGUUAUGAUAUGGUUACGUGAUUCAUCGCUGCAUAACAUCCUCGAUAAACUACAGUGUCUGCCACUAAAUGUUCGAACCAGAUUGUACAUAAAUGCAAAAUCAUCCAUUUUACAAAAGAAGACUAGGAGUAAUGGUUUCAUGAUUAACAGUGAUACAGUCAAUAUGAGUUCGUCGUUUUGCGCGGCAAUGAGUUUCAGUGGCAUUGAUAGUUGCAAUGAGCGACAUUGUGCCUGCCAUUGGAACAACAUCAGAUAUAAGAAAGUGUUUGCCUAUGUACUAUCUGCCAAUACUUGCUAUCGUCGGUAUUCGUUAGAGGGAUGGCUCAUUCUUGCGCAAAUAUCUAUGGAUGUUGAUGAAGAGUUCAGCUCGUCAUUGUUCUUUAUGAUCUAUAUGGUAUUGCGUAUAAUGGAGUCGGAUAUCAUACAGCCAUUACCGAUGUCUAGAUCUCGCAUCGAACGUUGGAAUAAUAAUCCUACAAAUAUAUCCAAAGAACAAAUCAAAAGGAUAGAUCCAAGCUCAUUCAUCAUGAAAUAUUCAUGGUCACAGCACUGCAUGGACCAGAAGGUUAGAUGUGUGAUGUCCGAUGUGGAUGUACUCUGGCUAAGACGUAACUGGAAUUGGAGACGUCUGCUUCUUAACGACUGUUCUCUGAAGCAUGGUAUAGAUAAAUAUGUUGGAUGUAAGAAGCACCAUCUAGAGUAUAUGAUAAUGUUUGACGUGGACCGUACGAUUAACUACAGUGCCGCCGAUCUUUUCAUUGAAACCUACGUCAAUAACUCGUACAUAAGCAAUGAACAGAACACAUCAUUAACGCUUGAAAUAUCUCGACAUGAUAUGGGUCUGCAAAUUUCUACCAUAGAUAAAGGAUGCGUCAAAUCGAUACACCUAGAAGACGUCGUCAUGUCUAACCAAUCUUUUGAAAUGUCCAUACAAUUCAGCCCUUUAUGUCGAUACGUGACUGUUAAGAAGAAAAAAGGGGGAAUUAAAUUACCAUCAGAGUCCACAUGCAGCAAAUAUUGCAAAGGGAUUAUUACGAAAGAAGAUACCGCAAUAUGCGAACCUCUUAUCCAGGGCUAUGAUCCAAAAAUAUUGCUUGCAAUUGUUGCCUUUUGCAUCAGCGUUGAUCGUGAAUACACGGUAUUACACUUUAAGCAAUCACUGGAAUAUCUUAAUUACAAAGAUACCUUGCGUAAAAAGGGUAAGAGAUUCCUUCGUCAGUUUUUUUCGUGGUUACCAGUACGCAAAAGUGAAGAAACCAAUCGUAUGUUGGGGUUCCAAAAGAAAAUCCGUACAAAGUUUAGAUAUCAAGCUCACAAGGCGUAUAAUAAAGCCUCCUCAGGGGAAAAUAUGGAUAGUACAGGUUUCGAUAGGAUUCUUGCUUGCCGCUGUACAUCGAAUGUAUCACGACCAAUAACUUCAUCCAAAGACCCGCUAUACCUUGUAAAUGAUAAUGAGGGUUCUGUGGUUUUUAAGCCAAAAGUACGAUUCCAUUUUUCGUUACUUAAGAAUCGGGUUUUUAACAAAUCAGAGAGAUUCAUGCAUUCUUCAUAUGCUGCCAAGCCUUAUAUUUACAACUAUGGCACACGCUAUGUUACGUUUUGCAAUAACUGCGCUAAUGGAUAUGGAUAUCGCAUUAAUUUAUGUGACUCGUCGCAAUUAGAGCCGGCCAUGUUCAAUAGGACAGAUUCAAUGAGCAAUGUUGGCGAUAUCAAUCUUGCAAAUACUUCACCAGAGGUUUUAGAUACAUGUUCAUUUUGCCUAAUUGAUCGCAUGAUUCUCCUGGUCAAUUGGUUGUCUCAUUUUGUCUUUACAUCAGGAAUUUGGCUCCAAAAUCGCAAUGCGAUUGUUGCAUUACCAAAGACAUGUCCAUAUACGGAUGGAAAAACAAAACGGUGUCCAUUAGAAGAGUUAAAGCCUAAUAAACAUAAAUCUGCGUCUACCGGUGAAGGUACACAUGAUCAAAAGAUGGUUGGAUACGUUUCUGAACUACACGUAACAGAAAGUAAACGUUACGCUAAUGUGGACCCAUUUGCUAGUAGCAUCCUUUUGCUUAAUGAAGUUGUAGAAUCUGCUAUACUAGUUCAGUUGGCAACUUUCUUUAAUGAACAGCAGUAUGAUCAUCUCUUGUUUAGGUUGGCACUGCUACAGGUGUUGCAAGGGCGUUGGAAUCUUUGUCUAUCAUUGCUUCGACAACUUUAUGGGAAAUCGUUUCAAUAUAGCACGCCAUUUUCACGCUCCAGUGUUCCUGUGUCGAAAGAAAACGCAGGUCUGUCAUGCAUUGAAGCAACAUUUGUAUCACACCUUUCUGCAAAGAUUUUGGUUGAAUUGGUCGAUCAGCCUUAUCUAGCAAUCGAACAGUUUGAGAGUGAUCCAUAUAUAUCUAAAUCGUUAAAUAAUGUAGACAAUAUAAGGUCGUAUAGCGAACAAGAUGAAGAUCGCGAUAUGAAUAGCAAUCUGCUUUCCAAAAACGAUAGUGUUGUUUCAGCCAAAUCAUGGCUACUUUUCGGUGCAGCGCAUCUUAAGCUACGUUAUGUAGAAAUUGAUCCUAACUCAGCACAUUUGACUGACAUUACAGGAACGCGAUGGGAAGUGCAUGACCCAGAGCUAGGUAUAAUACCAAUAUUAGAGUGCUCAAGCAACAAUGAUACGGUUCAGAUGUGUUUCAACACUGCUGGGGAUCAGAUAUGCGGUAAUAAACGUGUACCUAUGGCCAUGGAGUGUAUAUUGAAAUCAUUGUCUCUUGACCCGCUUUGCUACAAGGCGUGGUUAUACUUGGCGCACUGUAGCAUGCUUGGGCAUGAUUAUGAAUUUGCAUACGCAUGUUGUAAUAGGAGUAUUGACUGUUACGACUCUUGUCUGGCAGCGUGGCUGACAAAAGCUGUGGUACUGAGUUCACGGGCAAGGAGCACUGCUCCGGUUCGUACUGCAAGCGGCAUUUGGGAAAGAUAUAACACCAUCUUUACACAAACUGCUAUUAACGAUCAUCAAUCACGGGAAUUGAAUUGUAAAGCGAUUCCCGUACCUUUCGAUCCCGUGUUCACUAGUUUUGCAAAAGAUGAAAAUGAGCUAUCUACUCAUAUAUCUAGGGCUGUUGGUGGGAAUUUGAAAGAGUGUAUGGAUGCGUUAAUCAUUUCUGCACGCUUUGGUAGCGCUUAUUCUUACGCUGGCGCUUUACAAAUUGCAUGUAGAACUGCAGAAGAGUAUUGUGAUGAUUUUCCAUGGGAAAUAGAACAACCGACGCCACGUUCGAGCCAAAUCGAUCCUAGCAAGCUGUUACUAGUCUUAACAGCUAGUGUUGAAUGUGCAGCACAUUGCAUGGAUUACGUGAAACGGGGGAGUAUACCCAUACAAGACUUACAAAAAACAUAUGCUGCCAUCCAGUCACUAGUUGCUACCGCCGUGUCACGCAAGCUAUUUCUUUCAUCCAUUCCGUUUCUUAGGUCACUAUGUCUAAUGUUUUUGCUGGAUGUAGUGGCUGAUUUACGUUCGGGAUUAGUAACUAAAUGUGGUGAAUCCAACAAAUCAUAUAUCGAGGAGGAAGUUUACGGUUGGAUAACGUUUUUAGAAGUUUUAUCGCAAUGUGGCCACGCCUCUAUGGCUGAGUUAUUCAUACCACUGCUAGAGUGCUACCUGGAUGUAUGUCCACCAACAACUCCAGAACCCGAUUCUUCUGGAUACGACACUGAUAGCCAAUAUACAACUUCACAAUCGGGGGGAUAUUGCUAUGGUGACAUUAAAAGAUAUUUUGGAGACAUGUCAAUGAUUGCAAGUGAUUUAUUAGCAGAGGCUGCAUUCACGCGUUUAUAUGUCCGAUCGUUUAAGUCAAAUAAGACUGAACUUGGGAAUCUGCUGUCUGAAAUAAGAAUCACAUCAUGUGUUUAUAACAGUCGUAAGCUACGGCUGUUAGAAGCCCGCGUUCUCGCAGGGCUCCAAGAGUUUGAACAAUCUGCUGAAGUGUUCGAUCCUCUUUUACGUAGAGGGUUUGUCGGAACUACAUCCACCGAUUAUGUUUUCGAAUAUCGGGCGAUGGAAGUCUAUUCAAAGGUUCUCGGUGCUCUUGGUGAGCAUCUAGAGUCUGCAGCUGUAAAAUCCUUUGCAGAGCAAUGUUACUUCACUACACCCAUACUGAGGUGUGACAUGUGUCUAAUCCCACCUCUAUGAAAAUCACGUCAACGGGUUGCGUAACAUUGGUGUAUAUUUC
Messenger RNA from Babesia bovis T2Bo, 5007 nucleotides. RefSeq lists its product as uncharacterized. The transcript has a single exon. Lineage: Eukaryota; Apicomplexa; Aconoidasida; Piroplasmida; Babesiidae. The record is from RefSeq and is a predicted model, not a curated record. Bases 81 to 4967 code for a protein of 1628 amino acids. Gene Ontology annotation, molecular function: protein binding.